This is a messenger RNA of Rangifer tarandus platyrhynchus (Svalbard reindeer), 567 nucleotides long. The record is from the annotation of a GenBank genome assembly. Lineage: Eukaryota; Metazoa; Chordata; Mammalia; Artiodactyla; Cervidae.
AUGGCGGCCUCCGUGUUCGCCGGUGCGGUGAGAGCAGCCUCCGGAAUUUUACGGCCCCUGAACAUUUUGGCAUCUUCAGCCUAUCGAAACUGCACCAAGAAUGCCUGUCUUAAUUCUGUACUGUCCUCCCGACAUUUCAGUCAUAUUCAGACACCAGUUGUGUCCUCUGCUCCCAGACUGAUCACAUCUGUCAGAAACUUGACAUGUGGGCAGACUGCCACAGUCCUCAAUAGAAUGGCCCUCUUGCUCCCAAACAUCCUGAAGCCACCAGUCAGAACUGUAACAUACUACAGUUCAAGAAAAGGCAAGAGGAAGACUGUGAAAGCUGUCAUCUAUAGGUUUCUUCGACUUCAUAGUGGCCUGUGGCUAAGGAGGAAGGCUGGUUAUAAGAAAAAAUUAUGGAAAAAGACGGUUGCAAGAAAAAGACGCUUGAGGGAAUUUGUCUUCUGCAGUAAAACCCAGAGUAAGCUCUUAGAUAAAAUGACAACGUCUUUCUGGAAGAGGCGAAACUGGUAUGCUGAUGAUCCUUAUCAGAUGUAUCAUGAUCGAACAAACUUGAAAGUAUAG